Messenger RNA from Sitodiplosis mosellana (orange wheat blossom midge), 1875 nucleotides. RefSeq names its product facilitated trehalose transporter Tret1-like. The coding region runs from base 402 to 1799 and encodes 465 amino acids. The transcript is spliced from 7 exons. NCBI's taxonomy places the organism in Eukaryota, Metazoa, Arthropoda, Insecta, Diptera, Cecidomyiidae. Gene Ontology annotation, molecular function: transmembrane transporter activity. Gene Ontology annotation, cellular component: membrane. Gene Ontology annotation, biological process: transmembrane transport. The record is from RefSeq and is a predicted model, not a curated record.
UUUAAUUGAAUUUCAAUUUUUGAGUUGGUAUCAUGUUCCAUGAGUACAUUUGUUUCCAAUUUUAUAUUAAAUUUUAACAACGGCGCAUUAGAAGUGUAAAUAAAAGGGCACUUACUGGUGUUAUUAGAUGAUUUAUGACAGUGGUUUAUUGCAAAUGAUGGAUGCUUAGAUUGUCUUUGGAUCGUUUAUUGUGAAACACCCUAAAUCGUAUCUUAUCUUUGGAAACUCAAUGCAAAUUUUAUUACUUUAACCAAAUCCAUCGACAAAAACCGUCUACAACCGGCGUGCGUACGGUUGUUAGCAUUUGUAAUUCGACGAAUAACAAUUAAUCGAGUUGAAUUGCGAACAUUGUGAAAUCUAAUUCAAAAGUGACAAAUCGUAUGGUAAAGUAGUUCGAAAAAAUGUGCAAAAUCUCACCGGUUUCCAAACAGUUCUUAACAAUUUUUUGUUGCAAUUUGUUAACAUUUUCGUUUGGUAUGGCCACUGGAUGGGCCACAAUCAACUUCAAUGAACUUCAAAGUGAGAAUUGCACAUUUCCCACGGGACCGUUGAGCCUAGAAGAAGCAUCGCUAGUCGUCUCAUUACUCAAUAUCGGCGGAUUCUUCGGCAACUGGAUAACAUUACUCAUGAACAAUAUAUUUGGUAUUAAACGAACGAUUCACUUAUUCGGAGUGCCAUUAAUCUUGAGUGCAUUGCUUAUCAUUUGGGCGCAAAAUGUUUACUAUGUGUAUGUCUCUCGAGUGUUGAGCGGGCUAGUCGGCGGUGGGGUAUCAGUUGGCAUCGCCACACUGAUACAGGACAUAUCACACGACAGCAUGCGAGGUGCUUUGAACUCACUGUAUGACCCGAUGAACAAUUUAGGAAUCAUCAUUUCGUUUUUCCUUGGAAACAAUUUGAAUUGGUUAGAUCAAGUAACGGCACAAUUAAUAGCACCCAUAAUUUUUAUGAUUAUUAUGUUCCUCAUUCCCGAGUCACCCGAAUAUUUAACCAAUCGGAACAAAGAUAAGCGAGCGAUUAAAGCGCAUAAAUUCUACAAAGGAAGUGCUGCAGCGCUAGAGCAUGCUGAAUUUCUCCAGAAACUGAAGGAUGAAAAAGUUGAAAAAGGAAUGUCAGACAACGAUGAAAAUCAAACGGAAAUGGAAUUAAAUACUAAAAUAAGUCUACGAGAUUUUUGUACACCGCAUGCAAAAAGAGCAUACUUUAUCUCAUUCGUGGGACUCAUAUUGAGUUUCUUGACCGGUUCGAUGUUGAUUCUUGGCUAUGUAACCGAUAUUUUCACUAAAACCGGAUCUUCGUUAUCACCGAAAAACUCUUCACUUCUUGUGUCCGUUGUUCAAAUUAUUGCAAACUGUAUAUUCCUUUACAUCGUAGAGCGUGUUAAUCGAAGGACCCUUCAGAUUAGUUCAUCCAUACUGACGACCAUCAGUUUCUUCUUGUUUGCAAUCUAUUGCUCGUUUUGGAUUAAUCAACCGAAUUAUGAUUGGAUGCCAACAACCUUAUUUACGUGCAUCGUACUUUUCAGUUGGUUGGGAUUGAUUCCCAUUCCAUUCAUUAUUACCAUUGAAAUAUUCCCGAAAAAGAUUCGGCAUACAUGUCUAGCACUUGCCAUUUCAUUGUUCUGGAUUGUAUUUUUCAUACUUGGAAUGAUAUUCCCGAUCUUUUUAGAAACAUAUGGUCUGUUCAACUGUAUGCUAACAUUGGGCACUUUAUGUGUAGUAAAUCUUCUGUUUGGCAUAUUCUUCAUUCCAGAAACUCGAGGGAAAUCUUAUGAUGAAAUUAUGAAACUUAUGGUGUUGUAGGUCAACUAUAGAUUUGGAGUUCAUAAAACAAGACCCGAUUGUUUCUUUUCUUUAACACUUAAUUUAAUGAAUUUCU